Messenger RNA from Fundulus heteroclitus (mummichog), 2371 nucleotides. Its product is annotated as tripartite motif-containing protein 16. The coding region runs from base 191 to 1867 and encodes 558 amino acids. Lineage: Eukaryota; Metazoa; Chordata; Actinopteri; Cyprinodontiformes; Fundulidae. Gene Ontology annotation, molecular function: protein binding; zinc ion binding. The record is from RefSeq and is a predicted model, not a curated record. The transcript is spliced from 2 exons.
CUCCUCACCCCUCCCCUCUGGGUUUUACGCACUACCUCCCAGAUCCACGCCGGACCGAUGCAACAACAACAACAACAGAGCUCCACCAGAAUUUGCAGACCAGAUGAAGGUUUUGACCCCCAAGAUUCACUAAAGCAACACACUGGAGUUCUGAACCCACACUGUUGAAACUUACACACUCACAGUUGAAAUGGCUCAAGAUGGACCAAAUCAGGAGAAAGAAAAGCUCUCCUGUUCCAUCUGUCUGGAUCUCCUGAAGAAUCCGGUGACUAUUCCCUGUGGACACAGCUACUGUAUGAACUGCAUUAAAGACUACUGGGAUGAAAGGGAUCAGAGGAGAAGCCACAGCUGUCCUCAGUGCAGGAGAACUUUCAGACGAAGACCUGUUCUCAAGAAAAACAUAACAUUAGCUGCUUUAGUGGAGGAUCAGAAGAAAACUGGACCCCAAGCUGCUCCUGCUGAUCUCUGCUAUGCUGGACCUGAAGAUGUGGCCUGUGAUGUCUGCAAGGGGAGGAAGAAGAAAGCUGUCAAGUCCUGUUUGUUCUGCCCUGCUUCCUACUGCAGGGAUCACCUCCAGCCUCACUAUGAUGCUCCACCAUUAAAGAGGCACAAACUGGUGGAUCCAUGCAAGAACCUCCAGGAGAACAUCUGCUCUCGUCAUGAUGAGGUGAUGAAGAUCUUCUGUCGUACUGAUCAGCAGUGUAUCUGUUAUCUCUGCACUAUGGAUGAACAUAAAGACCACGAAACAGUCCCAGCUGCAGCAGAAAGGGCUGAGAAGCAGAAGGAGCUCCAGGUGAGACGACAACAAAUCCAGCAGAGAAUCCAGGACCAAGAGAAAGAUGUGAAGCUGCUUCAACAGGAGGUGGAGGCCAUCAAUGUCUCUGCUGAUAAAACAGUGGAGGACAAUGAGAAGAUCUUCACUGAGAUGAUCCGUCUCAUCCAGAAAAGAAGAUAUGAUGUGAAGCAGCAGAUCAGAUCCCAGCAGGAAACUGAAGUGAGUCGAGUCAAAGAGCUUCAGGAGAAGCUGGAGCAGGAGAUCACUGAGCUGAAGAGGAAAGACGCUGAGCUGAAGCAGCUCUCAGACACAGAGGAUCACAGCCAGUUUCUCCUCAACUACCCCUCACUGUCAGCACUCAGUGAGUCUACACACUCAUCCAGCAUCAAUAUUCGUCCUCUGAGAUACUUUGAGGAUGUGACAGCAGCUGUGUCAGAGCUCAGGGAGAAACUAAAGGACAUCCUGAGAGAGACGGGGAAAAACAUCCCUGUGAAAGUCACCGAAGUGGAGGUUUCACUAUCAGAACCAGAACUGGAACCAAAGACCAGGGCUGAAUUCUUGAAUCAUUCGCAAACAAUCACUCUGGAUCUGAACUCAUUAAGCAGCCUUUUAUUAUCUGCGGGGAACAGAAAAGUGAUUUCAAUCGAUGAACGGCAGUCUUAUCCCGACCAUCCAGAACGAUACACCCACUGGCCUCAGGUCCUGAGCAGAGAGAGUCUGACUGGACGCUGUUACUGGGAGGUCGAGUGGAAAGGAGAGGGAGCCAGUGUGGCAGUUUCAUACAAGAAUACCAGCAGAAAAGGCUUUUUAGAUGAAGUUGGAUUUGGAAUGAAUGAAAAAUCAUGGUCGUUUUGGUGUGAUGCACAGGGUUACGUUAUUUCUCACUCUGAAGUUAAAACUCCAGUAUCAGGUCCAGUUUCCUCCAUAGUAGGAGUGUACCUGGAUCACGGAGCAGGUAUUCUGUCUUUCUAUAAAGUGUCUGACACCAUGACUCUUCUCCACAGAGUCCAGACCACAUUCACUCAGCCUCUGUAUGCUGGACUUGGGGUUUUAACAGAGGGAUCCUCUGCUGAGUUUGUUAAACUAAAAUAGUCAGAACUGAUCUGAGGUCCGGUGGUUCAAAUUUGUAUUUUAGUUUCAGUUUGGUGUUGCUGAGAGCUCAUUGCUGUCAUUUAUUUACUGCUCAGAGAUCAGCUGUCUUUAUGGAGCUGCUUUUUCCAUCAAGUUUAUUUUGUUGAGGAUGGAAUUUGGUUGGGUGCUGCCCCCACCUGUUUCUGUUCAGCCAUGGAGGCUAUCACUGCUCAGGAAGAUUUUUUCCUCUCCAUCUAAACUAAUUAGAUUUACAUUUAUUGCCUUGUCAGAGCAAUGUUGUGAAAGGCUAUGUUCAUAUGAGCUGAUGGAAAGUGUUGAUCGUUAUCAAUCAGGACAACGGUCGUUAUUUUUUGGGACAAAGGGCAGUUAGUUGAGGAACUGAACUGAUUUUGUUUCGCUGAAUUUGUGCAGGAAACCACCAAACAGUCACUUUAGGAUAUUUGAUUGAUUCCACGUUUUAAGGCUGUUGAUUAUAAACACAAAUAAAGCGCACAUUUUUUGUGA